AUGAAGAAAGGUGAAAAUGCCAUUUUCACCAUCCCACCUGAGCUAGCUUAUGGUGAAUCUGGUUCUCCUCUAACUAUUCCUCCCAGCUCGACUCUCCAAUUUCAUGUUGAGCUUCUGUCUUGGACUAGUGUGAAGGACAUAUGUAAAGAUGGAGGUUUGUUUAAGAAGAUACUUACUGAGGGGGAGAAAUGGGAGAAUCCCAAGGAUCCUGAUGAAGUCUUAGUUAAGUAUGAAGCACGUCUUGAUGAUGGAACACUUGUAACGAAAUCUGAUGGAGUGGAGUUCACAGUUAAAGAAGGUCAUUUUUGUCCUGCUUUGUCAAAGGCUGUUAAAACCAUGAAGAAGGGAGAGAGAGUUAUUUUGACUGUGAAGCCACAAUAUGGAUUUGGUGAGAAGGGUAAACCAGCGCAUGGUGACGAAGGUGUAGUUCCACCUAAUGCAACACUGCAGAUUACUCUCGAGUUUGUUUCUUGGAAGACUAUGUCAGACGUAACUGAUGACAAGGUUAUUUUGUUAUUGGAUUUAAGAAAACGAUCAAAUUUACCAGAUGGUUAA
Molecule: messenger RNA, 555 nt
Organism: Gastrolobium bilobum
Lineage: Eukaryota; Viridiplantae; Streptophyta; Magnoliopsida; Fabales; Fabaceae
Product: peptidyl-prolyl cis-trans isomerase FKBP62-like
Exons: 4
Coding region: 1-555 (184 amino acids)
Biological process (GO): protein peptidyl-prolyl isomerization
Cellular component (GO): cytoplasm
Molecular function (GO): peptidyl-prolyl cis-trans isomerase activity
Source: RefSeq, a predicted model, not a curated record